ACAAUGAAAGACGUAGACAGUGAUGAUCUGAUAACUGGCCCGCUUCCCAAGCUCAGGAGCUCGAAAGAAUGGUUGGAACCACGGACGCUCUCUUUUAUGGAGACCUUAGCUAAAGAAGAUACUGAUGCAGCUGUUCAAUCGAUAUUAUAUAGAGAAAAUUAUUUAAUUAAGGAACUAGAUAAGUAUUUAAAACAUAAUGACUUCUUAAAUACAAGAAGAAAAGAGAUAUUAUAUAAAAGAUGGGUUGACCAUGUGGCAGAUCCUCUCCAGAAGAAAAUUAUAGAAAAAGUUUGUUCACAUACGAAGAUUGAAAAAAGGAGACAAGAGGAAUUAGAUGGUUUUUUAAAAUAUGUAAACAAACAGAGAAAUGUUUUUAUAGAACACUAUGAUCCAAAAGAGUAUGAUCCUUUUUAUAUGAGCAAAGAGGACCCCAAUUUUCUGAAGGUUACCAUCCCGCCAUUUCAUGACCCUUUGAAAAAGGCACAAUAUGACAAGGAUGACGGAAAAAGAACUCUGCUUCAGUGUGAGACUGGUAAAAUAUAUACAAUGAAAGAAUUUAAAGAGAUUGAGAAGACCCAGCUGCAUUCCAGAUUCCCAAGAAUUUCUAAUUCAAGGCAUUUUAUGACUCCAAAUGAAUGGCUUAAACUGCCUACAAGAUACAUAGAAAGUGAAUUUUGUAAAAGGAGCAGGUUAAAAGUGAAAGUGAAUUUUAACGAUAGUUUUGAUUUGAAACCCUCGGCGAGAGCUCCUUGUCUUCCGGAAUCCCAGAAAGAAGAAAGAACAGUUAUUUACAGAAAUAAAGGGUCAUCCUUUUUGGAAAAAGAACCUCUAUGUUAUCAGGAAGGAAAGAAACCAAGUCCCAAAGAGGCCAACUCUGAAGGGCACUUUUCUUCCUUGAACCUCAGCCAGGAGGUAGAAAGUGACGAAGACGGUCUCCUCUCCCCUAACCUGGGGCUGCUGAGGCUGGCACUACAAGAAAGGAGUGGUCGGUUUCUUCACAUCGGAAACCACACGAGGCGGUCUGUCGCAAGCUCACCUUCCGGUGUGAGGCGUCAAAGAGACGCCGACGCGUCGGGAGCGUGGCGGGAUCGGGCGGCUGAGGCCCGCGUGCGCCGCCCGCCGGCCGGGAGGAGGAAGGCGCGCGAGGAGGCUCGCGGGCCGAGGGACGCGGCUUCAGCAGCAGCGUUUCAUGUGCCGGGAGAAGGCCGUCCCCUGCCCUUCCCCGGGACGUUAGGGUCCCCGUCCCGCCGGGCCCGCGCCCCAUCGGCCUCGCGGCGCGCACCCGCCCACCCCGGCCCGCGGCCCCCGGGCAGCCCCUCGGCUUAG
Cynocephalus volans (Philippine flying lemur) is the source of this 1326-nucleotide messenger RNA. It is a transcript of the gene FAM228B, whose product is annotated as family with sequence similarity 228 member B. The record is from RefSeq and is a predicted model, not a curated record. The coding region runs from base 4 to 1326 and encodes 440 amino acids. NCBI's taxonomy places the organism in Eukaryota, Metazoa, Chordata, Mammalia, Dermoptera, Cynocephalidae. The transcript has 11 exons.